Molecule: messenger RNA, 3276 nt
Organism: Eimeria necatrix
Lineage: Eukaryota; Apicomplexa; Conoidasida; Eucoccidiorida; Eimeriidae
Exons: 3
Coding region: 1-3276 (1091 amino acids)
Source: RefSeq, a predicted model, not a curated record
AUGCUUCUGCUGCUGCUGCUGAAGCUGCUGUUGCUGCUGCUGCUCAUGGGGGUAUUCGUGUGGGGGGCAUGCCCAACAGUCCCAUCAGCUGCUGCCGCAGCACCGCAGCGGCAGCAGCAGCAGCAGCAGCAGCAGCAGCAGCAGUUGCGGCGGCCAAAGGAGCUGCCUGCUGCCAGCUCCAGCCGCCCCAGCACCGCGAAACUCCCCGCAGCCAGCAGCAGCAGCAGCAGCAGCAGCAGCAGCAGCAGCAGCAGCAGCAGGACCCUUGAGUUGUUCUUCAAGCCCCUGCCCGUCAAGUACACGCGAGUGCAGCAGCACUCCGCAGGAGGGGGGCCCCCGGGGGGCCCCCCGGGGGCCCCCUCGGGGGCCCCUGGGGACUGGCAAGAGCAGCCAAUGCAGCAUGGGGCCCCCUCGCUGCAGUUCAUUUGCGUUUCGGACUUUGCUGGCGCUGCCCUCACAGCUAAUGGCCAGCUUUGUCUGUGGCGCUCUGGAGUGAGGCCCCCAGAAAUGCAUUUGGUGACGCAUGCAGGGGGCCCCCCGCGCAGUACCCAGGGGCCCCCGCACAGGGGGCCCCCAGGGGGGGGCCCCCCGGAGGGGCCCCCGGGGGGCCCCCCCGGGACCCCCCUGCCCCCCUUUGUCAGCAUAUCCUUUGGGGGCCCCCACAAGCUGCUGGGGCUGACAGCUGACGGGUUGCUGUACUCUUUGCCUAUCCAUGCAGCAGCAGGAAGUGAGGGGGGCCCCUCUGCUGCAGCUGGUGGCGGCGCUGCUGCUGCCGCUGCUGCUGCUGCUGCUGCUGCUGCUGCUGCAGUGGGUACGCCGCAGCUGCUGCCUUUGGGCGGAGUAGCAGCAGCAUCAGCCAGCAGGUGCCACGGCGCUGCUGUUGUCUCCCUGGCCCUGCCUUUAUUCCCCGUGGUGUUCCCACUCUCGCAGCAGCAGCAGCAGCAGCAGCAGCAGCAGCAGCAGCAGCAGCAGCAGCAGCAGCAACAGCUGGCCGAGUUUCCUUCGCUCGCGUCUCUGUGCUGCAGCAAAUUGGUUUCCCGCUGCACCAGCAUUUCAGAUCUGCUGCAGCUUUCAGGUGUAUGUACACGGCUGCUGCUGCAGGAGCUGUAUGACUUUUGCUGCUGCGCCUUGUUGCUGAACCUGCCGCUGCUGCUGCUGCAGCUGCAGCAGCAGCAGCAGCAGCACACUCAGCACCCCCACCGCCCCCUGCUGCUGCAGCGUGCUGCUGCAGCAGGCAUGCAGCUGCUGCUGGCGCAGCUAGCAGAUGAGGGGGCCCUCAGGGGGGCCCCCAGCAGCGACCCAGGCUCCCCUCGGGCCCUGGGGGGCCCCCCUGAGGGGCCCUUUGCUGCUGAAGCAGACACCUAUGGGGGCCCCCCUCUCUACCGUACCCAAAAUGGGGGGCCCCAGGAGGGGGGCCCCCCUGAGGGAGGGGCCCCCGUGGGGGGGGCCCCCCUCGGGGGCCCCCUGCCCGCUGUGUUUGCAUGCAUUUCAAGGCCCCCAGGGGCCCUCCUAGGGGCCCCUGGGGGGCCCCCAAGGGACCUGUGGCUCAGCACUUUAGCUUUAGAAGAGGGGCCCCCCUGGGAAGCAGCAGAGGCAGCAGAAGCUGCUGCUGCGGGCGUGCGCGCAAGGGACUCAAAGGGGCAGCAGCAACAGCAGCAGCAGCAACAGAAGCAGCAGCAGCAGAAGCAGCAGCAGAAGUCGACGCAGCCGCAAAAUAAAGACCCCCGGCACCAGGGCCGGCAGAAGCAGCAAAGGAAGCAGCAGGACCAACAGCACGCCAAGCACCAGCAGCAGCAGCAGCAGCAACAGCAGCGGCAGCAGCAGCAGCAGCAGCAGCAGCAGCAGCAGCAGCAGCAGCAGCAACAGGAUCGUCUGUCAGCUGCUGCGCCGUGGGCCUUUCCAGAAGCAGCAGGGGGCCCACAGUCAAGUUCAGGGGCCCCGUCGCCACUUUAUGCUGCGGCAGCACCCCUGCAGCAGCAGCAGCAGCAGCAGCAGCAGCUGCAGCAGCAGGUUCCACCGCAGAGGAGGAAGCAGCAGCAAGGGCCACAGCAGCAGCAGCAGCACACAGACGACGAGUGGCAGCAGGCUAGGGCCCCCCGGGGGCCCCGCGGGGGCAGCUACUCCUCUACAGUUAGCAGCAGAUCUCAAGAAAGUCCCUAUCUAGGGGCCCCCCAAAGUUCCUUGGUGGGGCCCCGCUGCAGCCCUAUGGGGGGCCCCCCUGGGGGCCCCCCAGCAAGGGCCCUGUGGGGCCCCCCUUUGCCGCCCGCGAGAACGGCAAGGGAGGGCCCCCAGGGGCCCCCAGCAGCAGCAGCAGCAGCAGCAGCAGCAGCAGCAGCAGCGAGGGGGGCCCCCAUGAGGGUCGCUUUGGAGGCCCUAGUGCGGGUAAGGCCCAGCAAAAGGUCCUUAACGCUGCAGAGCCUUUUGGCUGAGAGGCCCGAGGGGGGCCCCCUAGAGGGGGGCCCCCUAGAGGGGGGCCCCCUAAAGGGGGGCCCCCUAGAGGCGCGGGGGCCCCCCGCUGAGGGGCGGCGGGCCUGGGGGCCCCCGCAGGCGGGCGCAGCAGCAGCAGCAACAACCAGCAUCAGGGAAGUCAUGAAAGAGGAGCUGCAGCAGCAGCAGCACCUGCUGCAGCAGCAACAGAAGCAGCAGCAGCAGCAGCAGCAGCAGCAGCCACGGGAGCGCGCGCCCCGGGCCUUAGUCGCUAGCGCGCGCUCAAGGGGGGGGCCCCCGGGGGCCCCCAAGACCCGGGGGGGCCCCCUACUGGACCCUAGCUGCAACAAAUGGGGCCCCCAAGCAGCAGCAAGGGUACAGGGUACUGCCCCACAGGGCCCCACACUUUCCGAAAUAGAAGAGGAGGAAAGAGAGACAGCUUUGGCCAUUUUGUUGGUUGAAGAGUCUCUGUUUUAUGAGCAGUUUAUGGAGACAGAGGGGCCCCCCGAGGGGCCCCCCGGGGGCCCCCCGGGGGGGCCCCCAGAGGGGGGCCCCCACGCCUUGGGGGGCCCCCGGCAGGGGGCCCCCGCCUCUAGGGGCGGCCCCAGACGGGGGCCCCGCUCUCCUUUACAGGGUACUGAGACCCGCAAGCGAAAUGAAGCUGGGGGCCCCCAAGGGCAGCUGCCAGGGGCCCCCAGGGGGGCCCCCCCCAGGGGGAGAGGCAGGGGGGGCCCCCCAAGGGAGGGCCAGAGGGGCAAAGAGGACCCAGGGGGGCCCCCCAAGGCUGCGCAGCCCCGCACCCGGGGGGCCCCCAGAGGAAGGGGCCCCCCGGCGGGGGGCCCCCCUUGA